AUGGCCUAUUCCUUCCUUAUCUGCCUUGUCACUAUCGCUUUCUUCAUAGCUCCUACCUGUGCUUCUUUCUUCGGAGGAGGUGGUGGAGGUGGAGGAUGCUGUGGUGGAUGUGGUGGUAGGAAAAAG
Messenger RNA from Cylicostephanus goldi, 126 nucleotides. The record is from the annotation of a GenBank genome assembly. Lineage: Eukaryota; Metazoa; Nematoda; Chromadorea; Rhabditida; Strongylidae.